GGAAGAGAGAGAGAGAGGUAGAGAGAGAAGUAUAGGGAGCGGGAGAGAGAGGGAGGUAGAGAGAGAAGUAUAGGGAGUGGGAGAGAGAGAGAGAGGUAGAGAGAGAAGUAGAGGGAGUGGGAGAGAGGGAGGUCGAAGAGAAAAAGGGAGCAGCGGCGCCGACACCUGAGGUCCUUUUCAGUGGCGUAGUGAAGAUUUCCAGUGGAGUGGUGACAGACCUUUCAACCUGAAAGUACAGAGGUGGAGCGUUCUCUUGGCUCGCUGUGAUUGGCCGGGACUCUGAUGAUGGCCCCAGAGGCUCUGUGGAAAGACCCACAAUCCUCGGCUCUCUGAUUUGCAGCAACAGCCUCUGUUGAAAAAACAUACCACAACAAAACUCCUCCAAGCCAUGAUGUCAGUCUGCGUGCCCUCCCCAUGUAACUCCUCCCCUUCUGUGGAUGUGGCCAAUCACAAUGGACCCUCUGCGACUCCGCCCACUUCCCUUAGUCUACUCUCCUCCCACAACCAGCUGCUUAGCGGCGAUGUCGUCAAACAGGGCCAGGCCACGCCCCCAAAGUGUCGUAAGAAGUAUGCACUGACAAGCAUUCAGAGCGCUAUGGGCCUGAGUGAUGGCCCCGCCCCACCUGCUUCAUCAUCAUCCACCUCCUCCUUCACAGCUUCUGCAGCCAACCUGAAACUGGCGAAAAACGGAGCCAACCAGAUGCGCAAAGCAGCCGAACUGCACGACCAAAACAAAAACACGACCAAUGAGGACGAGGUUGGAAACACAACAGCAGACUCUGAGCUUAUUGUAGACCACGAGCUGCAUGCUGACCUGGAUUUAAGCAUUGACAGCCGAACAGAGCUUGACCACACUCAAACUGAUGACUCUGACAGUAUUAGCGAGCUAGCUAAAGAGGACACAAGCGACUUUGUUAACGACGAUGAUGCUAUUGAGGAGGAUCAAGUUCAGGACUCCAACACAAACCCGUUUGAGGAGGAUUCUGACGAUCUGCUCAUUCUGUCAGAAAAAACGGAGCUCACCCUCGACAGGAAGUCGCCGCAGUUCCGAAAGGCCAAGAGCCUCCUGGAGUCGCAUGUUGAUGACCUGACACUGGAUGAGCCAAGUGCGGAGGAUGAUGAUAUCACUGAACCGCUGUUGAAAGAGCAGAAGAACCCCAGUCCUCCGUCACCAAGGAAACAGCGCAGCCCUGAAGACACGCCCCUGCUCUCCGUCGGGUCCUCCUCUGCCUCCUCCUCCCCUGAGACGAAGAAAGACAGGCCUCGGACGGGUGCCAAGACGGACCGUGCUUUGAACCGCAUUCAGAACCUUCCACACAGUGACGAAGAGUCCAGCUGGACUACUCUGUCCCAAGACAGCGCAUCACUGGGCUCGCCAGAGGAGAACGAUAUCUGGGGGGAGCAGUCGUUCCAGACAGAUCCUGAUCUGCCCCCAGGAUGGAAGAUGAUGACGGACAUGGCUGGCAUUUAUUACUGGCACAUUCCCACAGGCACCACACAGUGGGAGAGACCAGGGCCGUGCCACCCUGCACCAACCGGCCCUAAUCACGACACACGCAAGCACUCGCUGGGCUCUCUCUCCCCCUCACCCACUCCUGACCAUGAGGGGUCUCAUGCUGAGGUGUUUUUUGGAGCAUCCUGUCGUUCUGGAAGCACCACGUCGGACAGCUCAACGGAUCCUGUCCCUCUCGCCCCCUCGUCCUGUCUGGACCCAGCACCUCUCCUCUCCUCUAACUCCUCCUCUUCCUCCGAGGCCAACGUUCCUUCCUGUGGAUUCGUCAAUAGCUGCUAUUUUCCUCGAUCCUCAUCGCUGCAGAUCCUGCCAGAGAAAGACAGACACACUGAAACACACCAUCGAGAGGAGGACAAGAAACAGCCCUGGAGUGAUUUUGCAGUGGGAAAAAUUGAUAGUGAGAUCUGGAAGGAUCUUCAGGCUGCUACAGUGAACCCUGACCCCAGUCUGAAGGAGUUUGAAGGAGCUACUCUGCGCUACGCCUCCCUCAAGCUACGACAUCCUGCUCCUGUAGAAGAAGAAGACUCCAGCAGCAUUAACAGUGACCCCGAAGCCAAGUGUUUUGCAGUGCGCUCUCUGGGCUGGGUUGAGAUGGCUGAAGAGGACUUGGCUCCGGGGAAAAGCAGUGUGGCUGUUAAUAACUGCAUCCGCCAACUUUCCUACUGCAAGAACGAUAUCAGAGAUACAGUCGGCAUCUGGGGAGAGGGGAAGGAUAUGUAUCUGAUUCUGGAGAAUAACAUGCUGAAUCUAGUCGACCCAAUGGACCGCAGUGUUCUUCACUCUCAGCCAAUCGCAAGCAUCCGUGUUUGGGGUGUAGGCCGGGACAACGGCAGAGAGAGGGAUUUUGCAUAUGUAGCUCGGGAUAAGGACACUCGGAUAUUAAAAUGUCAUGUUUUCCGCUGUGACACGCCUGCCAAAGCCAUCGCCACCAGUCUGCAUGAGAUCUGCUCUCGGAUCAUGGCGGAGCGUAAGAAUGCCAAAGCUAUGGCUGGAGGAUCACUGCAGGACAGGAGCCACGCAGGACUUGAUGUCCCACUGCAAGCAGAGUUUCCCACACCAAAAACCGAACUGGUACAGAAGUUUCAGGUGUUAUACAUUGGUAUGAUGCCAGUAGCCAGACCCAUAGGCAUGGACGUUCUCAACAGUGCAGUGGAUAGUCUGAUGACAUCAUCAGCCCGAGACGAGUGGACUCCAGUGAUGCUGAAUGUAGCUGAUGCGACUGUCACAGUCAUCAAGGAGAAGGAGGAAGAGGAAGUCCUUGUGGAGUGCCGCGUUCGCUUCCUGUCGUUCAUGGGCGUGGGCAGAGAUGUGCACACCUUUGCCUUCAUCAUGGACACAGGCAACCAGCAUUUUGAGUGUCAUGUGUUUUGGUGUGAGCCCAACGCCGGCAGCGUGUCAGAAGCUGUACAGGCUGCAUGCAUGUUGAGAUAUCAGAAGUGCUUGGUUGCUCGCCCGCCAUCUCAGAAGGCUUGCUCACAGGUACCCCCUUCAGACUCCGUGACGCGUCGCGUCUCCACCAGCGUUAAGCGCGGCGUUUUGUCCCUCAUCGACACCCUCAAGCAGAAGAGACCAGUCACUGAGCUGCCUCAAUAAUCACACACACAUUCACAGACACACACACACACAUUCUUGCCUACGCUCACAUACUCAUGCAUUCAGUCAACAUGCCUGGACCCCCGCAAAUGUGCUCUGCAUUGGGGAGCUGAAGAGGAAGAUUUAACAAAGAAUGGAAGAUGUCUAACAGAAAAUGUGUUGAUGCCAAGCAAAGACUCAAAACACACUCUUCUACACGCACACACACACACACACAAGCACACAGACACUUAGGGUUGGUUUUCCAGUUGGAGAUUAAGUCCAGUCCAGGGGCUGUAUUACAAAAACAUCCUAAAACUUUAGUCCUCAUUUUCUGCAAGUUCAUAUUACAGAAGUAAAUCUUAAUUUGUUUAGAAACAUCUCACAACAUCUUAUCUCAAGUUAGUAGAACUACUCCUAUAAGACUCCUUUGUUGUCUGUAGUUAGGAAAAGAUAUUGAACUUAGGAACUAUUACUCUGUAAUAGCUACUGUCCUAAAUUCAGUCCUAACUGAAGUUGUCAUGGUGACUAAACAGAAGAGUUAGGAUGUUUCUGUAACGCAGCGUCAGGCCUACAUUUUACUUUCAAUGGGGAAUCUCUAUUCAGAAUGCUGUGUAGUCCAGGAAUAGGCUUAACCCUACAUGCACACCUCUGAUCCUUCAUCAUAUCUAGCUUGUUGUGGAUCCGCCUCCUGUAUCAUGGACUGUCAGUCAUGACCUUAAUCUGCAUGAUUAGCCACACCUCUUCAGCAUGACACAGAACAGGCUCCGCCCAUCUACAGAAACUGAAUACUGGGGCCUUCGUGGAUCUGAUAUUCUAGAAAGAUCAAAGUGUGUGUGUGUGUGUGUGUGUGUGUGUAUGCGUGGGAUUCUCCAGACAGAUCAAAUCCGACUGCUUAACCUCACUAGAGCUUCCUCUGUACAAUCCCAGCUGGCCGUAGUAGGUGCAUGAAUGCGUGUGUGUGUAUGUAUAUGUGUACUGUAUAUGUGUAAAUUGCUGCUGCUUCAUCAGAACUUCUAAAGCAUCUUUAGAGGACCUCUGAACUCCUACACAAAGCAUGUGUGUGGUUUUUUUUUCUACUUCUUGUGUCACUGCCUUCAUCAUCAUCGGUGAAAGGGUGGACAGUGGUGUGGGGAAGUCCGUUCCCAGCAGGUAGAGGAGAAAAAUAAUUUUUCCCUUUGUUUCUGGCAGCAGUGUGUCAUAUUGACUUAGUAUCCCAGAACAGUGACUGAUAUUCUUAAAAUUUAGACGUAGUGUCUUGAAAUAAUGAAUUAAAUUUUUAAAAAGAAGUUAUUUUGGGAGUGAUAAACCAUUAUUAGGAGAUACUUAAGUCAUUUGACAAAGCAAGUCAGUAUUUUGAGAUAUUAAGUCAAUAUUUACAGAACAUAAGUCACUGUUUUAAGAUUAUAGGUCAAUAUUUCAAGAAAAUGAGUCAUUAUUUCAAGAUACUAAGUCAAUAUUUUGUCAUAUUGGUACCAGAAACACAGGCCAAUUUUUCUCCUCUGACUGGCUGGAAUGGGCUUCCAUACAGAGAGGAUGAAUGGACGGACGUAUUUAAGCGAACAAACGUCAGAAACUUGUGCCGCUGUGAUGCUGAGCAUUAAAUGUGUAAAUACAGAUCGAAGCUUUCACCAAAAAGACAGAGUAAUAUAGAGACGCUGUUGUUUUUUUAAUGGGACUGUAUUGACAGCCCGUUUGCUGGACUCACCUCAGCACUGCUGACUCGGAGCUGUGGAAAGAAAUGUGUAACGUACGCCCCCCACUGAACUUGAAACACACACCCACACAUAAUCCUCUUGAUGGAUCAGACACCUUGACGCCUACCCAGGCGACAAAAGGGGUCGCCCUGUGGAUUUGUCUGAUUCGGAAUCUGUGGAUGUGCUUAUUUUAUAUUUCCACAGUGAAGCUGCCUUCACAAUUCCGUUCGAGCAGAGACGGCUUAAAGAAUGCUCGAACGGAUACUAAUAUGAUGAGGUGAACUACGGAACCCAUCUUUGAGCUGGACAGUUUGUUUGCAUGGGGAUGGACUCAAGCCCAAACAUCCUGCGCCCUCCCUUUAACUCCUUAUACUUGCUUGGGGCAGAUGAGAAAUCAGUGAGAUCAUUGUUGAGGGACAAACACUCUGGAUCUAAAGGAACUCCUCAACUGAGCAGUGCUUCCAGGUGAGCGGGCGUGUUGAACUGUGCUCUAAAAGUGGAACUGUGCUAAAACUGUUUCAGCUCUACGCCUUUGUCCUCAUUUCGGCCAUCGUUUUCAUUGUCUGGAUCGACCAGCUUCUCACUCAACAUACAUGCAUCUGUGAACUUGCUGCACUCUGGGGUUUGUAGUUUCCUCCUGCCUUGUUGGCUGUAGUCCUAAUCUUGUCGCUCCCUCACAGUGGGGUUCCAAGCAGUCAUCUGUGUGUGUGUAUGUGUGUGUACAGUAUCUAUAUAUAACAUUUUUGCGAACACUUAUCACGUUAUAAGCUAUCUUUUAUUUUUCGAAUUUGAGAUUCUCUUAUUUUGUCAUAGUUUCUUUUUUCUGAUAUUAUUUUGCCUUGGCAUGUCUUGUGAACACAUUCUGGCCAAAUGUAUAAAAUCCAUUGUAUGUGUUGUAGAUAAACCAAUGGACAAAAGCAAAGAGAUGAAAAAGAGCGAAAGACAGAUGAAUUUAUUUUAUGGUUGGCUGUAGGAGAGGAGGUUAUGAACCGUAAGUGUCUAAUCUAUGCAUUCUUUUAGCUCUGAGGACAAUUAGGGGGAAAGUGAGAAAUAAAAAAGACACAUUGCCUUGCAUGUCCUGGGACAAUUUCAGAAGAAGAAGAAAAAGACGUACUGAACAGAAAUGAUAUUUUUUAUUUUAUUUAUUCUAUUUUAUAUCGGUAUAUACUGGUUUCAUUGUAAUCUAUUCUGUGCUCAGACAUUCUCUUCACCGUUGCUCACAUUAAACAAAUCACUCCAUAUUUCUGAAGAACAAAAGAAGAAGGAAAAAAAAGACAACCUUAAAAUCCACAAUCCUUGUACAGUUGCCCUGGUUAAUCCUGUGAAAGUUGAUGUUCACUUACAGAAGCUGCCACUGUUACCAUAAAACCUGUAGGACAAAUACACUAAUAAGAUGCCAAUAUUUGAGCCAUUUUUGCCAACAAAUGCAAGAAAUUUAAGAAAGUACAUUGCCAGAUGUUUUCCAGAGGGGGAAAAAUGUGAAAAUGCCAUACAGAUGUUUCUCACCUACCUGUUAAAAUGUAUUGGUUUAAGAUCUAUAUAUAUAUAUUAAUCUAUGACCCUCUUAGACCACCCUACUUCACAUUUUCUGAAUUGAGGGUGUAUUGGAGUAUUGUGUAUACAUUGAUUCUGUGUGACUUUAAAUUAGGGAAGCACAGAUGUGAGAAUUGUGGGCCAAUGUUGAUAUCCAAAAUUUUUCAUAUACAUAUCUGUUGAUGCCAAAGCUAAUACCGUUACAUAUUUAUAAAAGGUAGAAAUUGGCAUUACAACUACAUAAAUUAGUGCUAUAGAGAAAUAUAAUAUUACUGCAGGAUAAUGCAGACAUUUGUGCACAGCAACCCAAAGUUGCUUGAAUAUUCUGCUCUUCCAGAGUACAAUAAAAACGGCUUCAAAUGUCUGCGUGAAAUAUCAGUGAAACCUAAACAUGCUGAUAAUUUGCUGUUUUUUUUUAAAAACAAUUAUCUGCCAAUACUGUUACCAUUACAUGUAUGCCAACUUUAAAUCAUUUUCUUUUGUGCAUCAAGCACACCCUCAAUUCCAGCACUGAUGUGAAGGCGAGAUUUUUAAUCUGUUGAUGUUUAUAAGAAUAAGAAUUUUACCUUUUACUUGUACCCCCCCUUUUUUAAGUAUUGUUUUAUAUAGUUCUUGUAUGUCAGAUUCGUUCAGCCUGUACAUUUCAGUGUUAUUAAUGAGCCUUUUUCCGUUCUUUUUAGUGUACUCUGUAGGCUGAGAGUUGGUCAGGUGCACAUGGAGCAUGCGAGUACAGAGAUCAGGAGAGUCCUGUGCAGAUUCAUAGGAUUAUUCCCCUCUUUCAAGGCAGGGCAGUGGCUUUCUUCUUCAAAUCUGGUAGAGAUCUCAGUUAUGGGUCAAACACACAAACACAAACACUUACGUACUUGUGGAAACGUUGGCUUCUUCUGCUCUACACUAAUUUGUACACCAUAUUAAAUGUAAUCUGUUGUGAGAAUAAACGGCAUAUCAAAAUAAUCA
Messenger RNA from Colossoma macropomum (tambaqui), 7272 nucleotides. It is a transcript of the gene apbb2b, whose product is annotated as amyloid beta (A4) precursor protein-binding, family B, member 2b. Gene Ontology annotation, molecular function: transcription factor binding; amyloid-beta binding. The record is from RefSeq and is a predicted model, not a curated record. Gene Ontology annotation, biological process: regulation of DNA-templated transcription. The transcript has 20 exons. The coding region runs from base 389 to 3106 and encodes 905 amino acids. NCBI's taxonomy places the organism in Eukaryota, Metazoa, Chordata, Actinopteri, Characiformes, Serrasalmidae. Gene Ontology annotation, cellular component: cytoplasm; nucleus.